CAACCUGUCUUACAAAUGAAAAUGGUGGAAAUCCAACAGUCACUCACUUGGAAUACGUUGAGGAAUGCUCUGCAAAGGAUGACUUGGAUAAUACCAACAGCUCCUACAACAUUACUGCACGGCCGCCCAAAAGUAGAUACCGUAUGUCUGUGUACUUAAG
Molecule: messenger RNA, 160 nt
Organism: Podarcis lilfordi (Lilford's wall lizard)
Lineage: Eukaryota; Metazoa; Chordata; Lepidosauria; Squamata; Lacertidae
Source: the annotation of a GenBank genome assembly